GCACCUUAGUUGCAUUCAACAGCAACAAGAGUUGGUCUACAAGUUGAAAGAAAUCAACUUAAUCUAUUUUUUUCAUAGGAAGACCUAAUACUCACAAUAAGGGAACCAUGGUUGUGUUGAAGAUCUCUGCUUUCCUUGUUGCUUAUGCCUUGGUUGUGUGUCAGAUGUACAGCUCACAUGCAGCUCCAGCCAGAACUGAGCUUGAGUCUAUGACAGAUCGUGUGACACUCAGUGAUUAUGAAGCCCGAAGGCUACUUAAUGCUUUAGUGAAAGAAUUUGUGCAAAUGACAACAGAAGAACUUGAGCAGCAAGUGACUGAUGGAAACAGCAUUACAGCUCAAAAACGGGCCUGUAAUACAGCCACUUGUGUCACUCACCGACUGGCAGAUUUCCUAAGCAGGUCAGGAGGGAUGGGUAACAGCAACUUUGUACCAACCAACGUGGGAGCCAAGGCAUUUGGCAGGCGAAGGAGAGACAUCCAGCUGUAGAAUAGAAAUGACCUUCAGGAACAGGAUCAACACAACUUGACAAGGCAACAUAUUUUACAUAAACUAAACUCAUGUCUCCAGUCUCCUCCUUUAUAGAAGAAUGGCAUAGAGAAUAGAGGACUGACUUCAUGUCCUCUUGAUGUUAUAAAUAUUUGUUUUGCUUUUGGCAAAGAAAAAAAAUAGAGCACUUCUGUCAUGUAUAUUACAAGAAAAUCCUGAAUUUAAAUCUAUUCAUUUUUAUAUGCAAAUAAGAACAUGAUAGCAUUGAUGAUUUAUUUAUCCUUUGGCAUACAGUAUAUAUGUGCAAUGUGAUCCACGCUGCUCGAACUUGUCAUGCCAGCACUCUGCAGUAUCUCGGGGAUUACAUUAAUAUUCUGCCUAGCAAAGCUGAUCUGUAAAUUGCUGUGUGUUGUGCCUUGAUGUAAACCACUUUACAUAACAUGAUUGUACAGUAUGUUAAGAAAAAAAACAAACAAAAAAAAAACACCGUCAAUAUUGUAACAAUUGUGAAUUUCAGCAAGAUUAAAAAUGUAUUUUAGAUACA
This is a messenger RNA of Polyodon spathula (Mississippi paddlefish), 1032 nucleotides long. Its product is annotated as calcitonin gene-related peptide-like. The record is from RefSeq and is a predicted model, not a curated record. The transcript is spliced from 5 exons. Gene Ontology annotation, cellular component: extracellular region. Gene Ontology annotation, molecular function: hormone activity; calcitonin receptor binding. NCBI's taxonomy places the organism in Eukaryota, Metazoa, Chordata, Actinopteri, Acipenseriformes, Polyodontidae. The coding region runs from base 108 to 488 and encodes 126 amino acids.